AUGCCAGCGGCAGUCCGAGGCCCUGCGACCGGUCGCUUCUAUAGAGCCUUUCAUGCUUGGUCCAGCAUAAACAACGUCUCGCACCAACAACAACGAUGCUUCGUACCGACCGCCUCACUCUACGAGACCGAUGACGCCGGCUCACAAGUCUGGAAAUAUAAGGCGAAAGAGGACGGAAAGCAUGUGAUACAUGUCGCCAUGCCGCAGGCUCGUUUCGAGCGUAUGCAGCAGCAUCCUACCUACUUUCAAAGGAUGCACGCUGGAGUCAAUGCCACCCUCGAACCCCAGGGAGCCCCGACACCAGACGGUUCUCGCAUUAUCCGUGUCGAAGCUCCCAACUCAAAGACUUGCGCCUAUGUCAGACAGCUUCUCCGGCGGCACGCUGACGACCAGCAAGCUCUUGACAACACUGUCUUCAAGAUGGAUAGACGUGCUCUUAAGAAUCGCACCAUCGACUUGAAAAUAGAAGUAUCACACGAUAGAGCCGGCUUACUCGAGGACAAUGCCAACGAGUUGGAGUUGCGCAUUGAAGAGAAAUUUUCGGUACAAUUGAACUUUGUACCCAGCCUGGAGCCCGUCGAUGGUAUACGCACCAUAGCCAUAAUCGGUCGGCAUCCAAACGUAAACGCCGCUAAGGAUUUCAUAAAUUCUCUGCAAAAUGACUUGGAACAGUCAAUCCAAAUCGAAGAACAAAAAUCCGACAAAUCACUCGGGACAUCGCCUGAGCCAUCUUCUGUGGGCUUGAAACCAGAAGACAAGCCUGCAACUAUCAAGGAUAUGUACAAAUCCACCAUGCGCAGCGUCCCAUCCAGCGUUGUCGUCUUGACUACUAAGACUUCGUCUUCAGCUUCUGACAUUGACUCGCUCCGUGGCAUGACAGUCUCGUCCUUGACUUCUGUCACUCUUGAACCAGAACCCAUUGUUUCUUUCAGUAUCCGAGGGCCAAGUCGUACGCUUGAUUGCAUUACCGCUGGCCAGCCUUUCACCGUCAAUUUUCUGAGUGCCCACAGUGUAGGCGCACAAAUCGCCGACAUCUUCUCCAAGCCUCACGAUCAUCCUUCUCAGCCUUUCCAUGCUGUCAGAGCUUUACAAUUGGUUACUAAAACCUUCGGGCUAGGCAACGGUUCUGGUCCGCCAUGUCUUGGUGGAAAGAACGUUCCCGCGCGCUUUACGUGCGAGCUGUUGCCUGGGAAGUCACUCGAGAUUGGUGACCACACUGUCAUUUUCGCCAGAGUCACCGACGUUUGGAGGUCUCAAAAGUAUCUCGAUUCACAGCGCAAUCUACCCACUUUCCUUACUUAUGCUCAAGCCGGCUAUCGCACUCUGGACCCCCUGCCAAUAAAGUCACGUAAAUCGAAGGCUCUCAAGCCUGACCAGACCGGAAAGUCUGCUCUUAGCACAUCAGAGGCACCAAUAUCACAACUUCCACAGACAGAAGUAAAGCCUCAGGAAACUCAAGCUUUUGAUGAGGAUGUUUCUGCAGAGAUCACCAAGCCUGAUAUUACCGACGAUGUCGUAGAUGCAUAUUGGCGCAUGGCUUUGGAUGAGGGUGAGGAAGAUAGCGUCCUCGAGGAGCGUGCUGCUGAUCAGCGUGCUUUGGGUGAAGCCCAAAGACCAGCCGAUCAUCCUGCUGCGGAUGUUGAAGACGACUUUCUUUACGACCCGCUGUCUCCGAAAAAGCAGGAGAAGUGA
Aureobasidium musti is the source of this 1692-nucleotide messenger RNA. NCBI's taxonomy places the organism in Eukaryota, Fungi, Ascomycota, Dothideomycetes, Dothideales, Saccotheciaceae. The record is from the annotation of a GenBank genome assembly.